AUCAGAGUGUCCUAUCGUUAUCGAUAUCGAUAUCGAGUCCGAUCCCCGCAUCGAGUCCCAAUGGUUUGCUUUUACCGUUCUUAUCAACGGUCACCCGCUGGCAGCAUUGCCGGGAUCCGAUCCGACAUAGCGGGGGAGCCAUUCACAUAUCAGAGCCGUCGUUCCCCGCAGGUAGCUUGCCCAUGACGAUGAAAUGCACAGUACAACUACAGCCCCAAGUUUAUUAUAUCAUCAAUCAUGACUACAACCUCGUCUUCCCUCCCCUCCGCUCCCCCCAUCACCGUAUCCCCAAACAUCACCCUCCAGCCCCCGCUCUCGCGCUGCGGUGAAGGCCCCGGCCUCCUCCUCAUCCGCCCCGCCAACUUGGCGGGCUGCCAGACAAACAACACCACGCUCGACCCCGCCCCGUUACAGAAAUGGGCGGAGGAGAGCUACACCGUGGUGGAAAUCACCCUUGACACGGUGAGCAGCGGCGACGCGGUGGGUGUCUCGGAUGCGAUUUCCGCUGCUGUGCGGGCGUUAUCCAAAUGCCCGCAGUGCAGCGGCCGUGGCCAUGGUGACAACCUGAAGUUCGGGAUUCUGGUCUACGGCUCCCCACGCGACUACGGCCCCUCCUUCCCCGCGCUCCUGCAACAGUCCAUCACAGCCCUUACCCCCGAGCAAGCCCCCGCGGCAGCGAUCUACUUCAGCGCAUGGGAGAGCCCCUGCCCAACCAUCCCAGCUCUAUUCCACCUCCCGGCCGGGCAGACCCUCGCGGAGAGCAUCACCGCCGCCACCACCACAAAAACCUACCAGUACCCCUCGACCCGCUCACCAGGCUUCAUCAUCCCAGGCCACGCAGACUUCGACCUGCGCGCCGCCGGCGUCGCGCACACGCGCUCCCUGACCUUCCUGAAACCCCGAACCGGCGGACCGUACUUCGACCUCGAGCAGAUCUGGGAGGCGCACACGCACCACGAGUUCGGGGACCGGUCGGUCGAGAACACCAUGGCGACCAUGGUGCAGGAGCCGUAUGUGAAUCAUAUUCCGACGAUAACAGGCGGGACCGGCCGCGCGGCCCUAACGCGCUUCUACGCGCAGCACUUCAUCUUCGCCAACCCAGCGGACACGGCGCUCGAGCUGAUCAGCCGCACCGUCGGCGUGGACCGCGUCGUCGACGAGUUCAUCCUGUGCAUGACGCACGACCGCGUCGUCGACUGGCUGGUGCCCGGUGUGCCGCCCACCGGACGGCCCCUCCGCGUGCCCUUCACCGCCGUCGUGAACAUCCGCGGCGAUCGGUUGUUCCACGAGCAUAUCGCGUGGGAUCAGGCGACCGUGUUGAGGCAGCUGGGGCUGUUGCCGGAGUAUUUGCCUUUUCCUUAUGCGGUGGCUGGUGAUCCCGGGGAGGGGAGGAGGUGGGAGUAUCGGGUUCCGGCGGCGGGGGUGGAGACUGCGUUGAAGUUGCGGGGGGAUGGUGGGGUCGUGUCGAAUGCGAUGAUGGGGUUUGAGGUGCGGGAGGUGCGGGAUUCUUCAUUAGGCUGAGGGGGUCAGCUCAGCUGGGUAUGGUGGUGGCUUGUGGAGAGGGAGGGGGAGCUGGAGCUGGAGGUGUGGUUGUUUGUGUAGGCUAGGAUCGGGUAUGGUAAGAUUGAUUGCCUGGGCUUGUUGGACUAUCGUUGGUGGGUCACGGUAUAGGAGGUUUAGCUUAUCUACGAUUGUAUGAGUUAUAGGGUCCUGCGAGUGGGAGGCUUGAGGUGUAUAUGAAUCAAUAGCAUGUGGCUGACUGCGCUAUACUCCCCUCAUAGCCAUUCUGUUCUCU
Messenger RNA from Aspergillus brunneoviolaceus CBS 621.78, 1795 nucleotides. RefSeq lists its product as uncharacterized. Gene Ontology annotation, biological process: polyketide metabolic process. Bases 238 to 1521 code for a protein of 427 amino acids. Lineage: Eukaryota; Fungi; Ascomycota; Eurotiomycetes; Eurotiales; Aspergillaceae. The transcript has 3 exons. The record is from RefSeq and is a predicted model, not a curated record.